This is a messenger RNA of Coregonus sp. 'balchen', 18956 nucleotides long. Lineage: Eukaryota; Metazoa; Chordata; Actinopteri; Salmoniformes; Salmonidae. The record is from the annotation of a GenBank genome assembly.
AUGGAUCCGUUUACCGAGGUGAGUGCACAGUUUGUUUCUAAGCUAGCAAGUUACGGGUAACAGCUAGCUAAGGUAGCUGCCAUGGCCAGCUAAGGUAACACGUUAGCCAACAAAACAUUGUUUCUUGUUGCAGUGCAUGAAGAUGGUAAACUUGUUUGAUAGUCACUGUAAAGCCCAUAUUUGGUCACGUUAACUUACUAGCUAGUGUUUAAGUUAGCUGGUUACGGUUGCUAGCUAGCUGGUAGUAACUUUGGGACACAACAGCGGAAGUCUGUGUAUUGGUUGGAGUCAAACUAAUACAGACUCCAGACGUUGUGUCCCAUAGCUAGGUAACUAGUAACUACCUCAACUUGUUCUUCAACAAAUGUGGAUUUAAAUAUCUUAACUAACUAGUGUUGCUAGGUUGCUAACUUUGGCUUUAUUCAAAUGUAUAACCCUAACGUCAACUGAAAGUUGUUGGAAACGUUGCUAGCUAACGUUAGAUAGCCAAGUCAAAUAUUAUAGAAGCGACAUCUAAACCCCGACACCUUCCAUACCGUAUAUCAUUUUAUAGCUGAAGUUAGCUAGCUACCUUUCAUCUUCAUAAUACUGUUCUAAAAUUGCAUGCCAGCAUAAGGCAGUCAGAUUGUCAUCUUGUCAAAAAAACUCAGCCCCUCCCCUAACGUGCGAGCAGGGAGAGAGGAAUCUAGCGAAUAAUGGAUUCGUUAGUCAAAACUACAGUAUGACGAAGAGAAUAGUAUGAAUACAGGAAUAAGUGUUUUCCUCCUUCAUUUCCAUACAACAGCUGUCGGUCAAUUUCACUUUCUGAUGCACUCUUGUCAACUUUAUCAAUUUGAUCAAAUGUGCCAGGAGUGAGUGGAUAAUUUAUUAUUAUAUUUAAAUCACUCCAGUUUGGAACUAAGUGUGUUUCAUGACAAUUCGGAUAUAGAAAAAACAGUGGCAGGCAGCAGUAUACAAAAUCCCUCAAAUUUCCAUUCCAACCAAUAGAAAUGCCCGGGAGAUUUCAAAUCCAGUAGCUGCAACAGUCAGGAGUGGCUCAUUCUUAAGGAAUGACACACACUUUGUAACAAGUUUUCCACACAGCCUGGCUUGAUGAGAGAUGCUCAGGCAACUGAAACAGUCAGGAAUGUGUUGAGUCUUGCACUGUAUCAGCCAGGGCUCUUGCCCAGGUCAAUAAAUCAUGCCUCAGGACUGUUUGCCCUUGACUGGGAGGCCAGCUAGGGUUUUGGUGUACAUAUGAGAACAGAUGGGAGAAGAGGCCAGGGAGAAGGAGUUUAGAGACAACUGCAGCCUUUUAUCUCCCCCAGAACAAGUAGUUUUUCUUGACCCUGUGACAUGGACUAAAACAUUUUCACUAUUCUAAAACCAUAGACCCCCGCCAUCCACUGCUCACUAUGGGUGCAAUAAAGCAGAAAAGGAAAAUGUACUGAAAUGUCACUAACUUAAGUUUACGGUGGUGUGGAAUGUCCCUCAGUAUGUCACUUUUAUCUGUGCUAGUCAGUGCUGUACAGAUGGUAAGUCAGGCUACUCCUGAGUUAUGUUCUUAUUAGAUUAAUUUAAAUUAUAAGAGAAAAACAAGAAUUGGUGCAGACAGUGCUUUUAAAUGGAAAUGUGUUGUAUUUUGUAAUAGUGUAUUUUUGCCUGUUCAGAAACUCCUGGAGAGGACCCGUGCUCGCAGGGAGAACCUGCAGAAGAAGAUGGCAGAGAGGCCCACUGCUGCUAACAGACAGAUGGCCAAGCGAGCUAGGGAGCCUCUGGCUGAGACCCGCAACAGCCUGGUCACAGAGCCUGUCAUCGAAAAAGGUAUGAUCUUACACAUUUAUUCUCAAUGUGAUACAUCAUCAUUUCUCAAAUUCAUUUUAUUUGCUACCCCAGUGUUCCCUCUGGCUGCGAUAGUAAGUAUUGCAUUGAUGGGAAUUAUUUUAAUUUAAACUGUAGGUGGCUCCAUUAGCCUUUAGGAGGUGGUUGAACUUCCUGCCCUGCACAUGCAUAGCUUUCCAUACAGGAAGCUUGACCUUUGUAACGGCUCACUGAGAAUGCUCUGUUCAAAUCAAAUCAGAGGAAUGGGUCUAGGGCUGCAGCUUUCCCUAUGCUGUAUUCAAAUAUAGACAAAAUGGUGAUGUUUCAGAUCGUAUGUAUAUUUGUGAGCUUUAAUAUGAUACUCAAGGCAAAUAUUUAAAUUCAUUUUGCGGAUUGGAAAUCUCCCAGUGUGUAAACUUAACUCAUGGUCUUUCUCACUUGACCCCCCUAGCCCCCCACCCGUCCACCAAGCCCUCUCCCUCAAAGCGGAGUCGUUCAGGUGAACUUGGUCAGCCCACCAUUAUUGGUGAGGAGAACAGGGAGCCUUCGAUGACUCCUCACACUCUGACAGACCCCCAGACUGACCGGAAGCCCCCAACAGGCCCAGCCAGCAUCCGCUCUUCUCUGGAGAGGGUGGCUGUCCGCGCUCCCGUUCCUGAACCAGAGCCCAUGGUGGCAGCACAGCUUGUCCCAGAGCAGGUCAAGUCCAGGGAGGUAGCACGCCCUGCCCCAGAACCAGAGAAGGUAGCUGUGAGUGCUGCUCCACAGCCACAGAGGACCAGGAAUGUGGAGGUGGUCCCUGCUAGCCCGGUUCUUCAGAGGAACAGAGAAGAGCAGAGGGAGGCUCCCACCUCCUCUACCCCUGCUGCCAUGAAGUCUCGCCUGGCCAGACUGGCUGAACAGAGGCAGUACUGGGACGCUGAAGGUCAAUUUCAUUUGUACAUGUAGCACCUGCUUAACCUUUAUAGAUCACCCGAAAACCAAAACGUUUACACAACUUCUAAUAUGAGUUUGGAAUGGGACUACAACAAUCAUAUUAAAAACAUAUUUGCUUUUGGCUGACAAAAAUGAAUGUGUAUGUUUUUCCCUUUAAGGUACCUCUGAGGUUCCAGACAUCCCAGCAGCUCUGUCCCCAGUAAAGAGCCAGACCCAACUAAGGCAGGCUGUGGCCCCGAUCCCCGCACCCGUCCCUGCUGCUGCGUCCUCAGAAGCCCCCAUGGGCCGGAAGGGUCGGCUGGCCAACCUCGCUGCCAGCAUUGGGUCCUGGGAGGACGACCUCGGCCAUGUGGCCCCUUGCAGCAGAGACAAUGCACAAGGGAAGCCUGGUAGUUUCAGUACCGUCACCCCUGCUUGGAGGAGAGAGGCUGGUGCUGGAGCCAAACCCGUCUCUGCUGCUGCAGACCGGACACAAAUGAGUCAGACAUCAAACAGCAAGCCUGUUCUGGACUCCAACCAGGUGAGUCAUAAUGUGACAGUUGGCUUAGUUAUUAAUCAUGAUGUACAUAACUGUUGUGUGAGUAAUAUGUCCAUGCAUGGGAGAGACUGAUUCUAUAGAGAAGAUUAAGAUACGAAGUGGUGAUGCUUUGCAAGAAAGCGAUGUGCAGUAACAACUUAUUUUAAAUAGUUGUGUCAUCGCACAUGCACAAUACUUUUUGCGAUUUUCUGAAUAGUUUGGUUAAUAAUUUCUCUCUUGCAUUUCUUCAGCAGCCUUUCAACUCCACCAAAGCGGUUCCCCCCAGCCCACAGAAGACUGAAGUACCUGAAGCCAGACCAGCUCGACAGACAGGCAGAGGUCUCCCCUCUCCUGUAUCCAGUCUCCAGAGGAGUUACCAGGGGAGAGCCUCAGCCUUCACCCCCAGCCCCCAGAAAGGUGCUCCCUCCUCAGCCUCACCUGUGCCUCAGAGCCCUCUGAAGAACCAGGCCCUGUCCCGAGCCCUGGAGGUCAAUGCUAGCCCCAAGAAUCCCGAGCUCCCCACCAAGCCCUCUAACACUGGGCCCUCUGUCCUGCAGACCAGGGAGAGGUUCACCAAUGAGACUUCCCCGGCCACUCCCCUGCAGCAGAGAGGCGUCGCAGGAGCAACUGGAACUCCAGGUGAGCGAGAAUGAGCAUUCAAUUUAGCUUUGUAUUUCCUACGCUAAAGUUUACAUCUUAUUAGAUUGUUCUGGAAUAGCAGAUGUUUUAAUACGCAGUCUCUGCUCAUUUGUCCAUUGCUGUGUUUCAAACAUGUUUAAGUCCUCUUCCAUUGUUCUCCCAAGAGUUUCUAAAUAUUUGUCUGUUUCCAACAGGUGUCAAGUCGUUCAUGGAGCGUUUUGGGGAGAGGUGCCAGGAGCGCUCCGGCCUGAGUUCCGCUGAUACCAGCCAUGGAGCUGCCACUCGUACCCCGACCGUAGUGAACCCGUCUGGGGCAGGCCUUGCUGGUCGUACCCCUGUGGUGAGCCAGUCUGGGACCCCCAACACCAGGCUGGUGCAGGAGACGCUGAGAGCUGCCCAGGUUGCCAACACCACCACCGCUGACCUCGCGCAGAAACUGGUACGUACAGUCUUAGUUUUGCCUUUGUACAGCACUUUGGCAUUUAUUUUUGUUAUAAAUAGCUCUUUUGAAAAUAAAAGUAUUACACAUGUAUUAUGACAUUUGUUUUGUGACCAGAAUGUUGACAAAUUGAUGAAAAAUCGUAAUUUUCUUGUUCUUUAUCGCAGGAGCGUGAGUCGGAACUGGCUCAUAUUCGUAACCGCUUCCAGAAAGGGAACAACAUUUGGAAGAACAAGGAUGAAGAGGCAGACGCCAAGAGAAACACAGUGGCCAAGGUUGGUGGUGAAGUAUAUUUAUUUCGACCACGGUUGGACCAAACUUCAUAUGUGCAGACUGUUGUAUGAUGGACGACUGCAAAGCAGUUAGAAAGGAAAUGUUAAAUGAGCCUGUAGUAAUUUUUCUCAGGAUCUGAUUGAGCAGCCUGGGGAGAGACGGCCUGUUGUCUCCCAGCCUGAUGCUGAGCCAACAGCUUCCCCUCUGGAUAGCCUGAAUGCAGCACCCAAGAAACCCAAUGUACCUGCUGCCACCACCCCAACCUCUAGCCCUGUGAAGCGAGUAGAAUUCUCAGUGGAGGAAUCAGGUACUGUACAUAGUAUACUACUUGAUCAUACCAACUUGGAUUUCUAUGAGUACACUGAUCAUAAAAAUAAGUCUUCAGACGCUUGAAUCAGAUGCAAGUUACAGCGUUUUAAUGUCCUAAUGUUUCAGUCAACAAAAAAAUUAAUUAGAGCAGUCAUCCUUAAAAUCUACGUUUAUACUGAUGCCGUCACUAUAUAAUAUUCCACUCACGAUUGUCUCACUGCAGACGAAGAGAGUCAUGAGAGAGAGGUGAACGUGGACCAGUCCAUCAACUCUGAUGUGAUCAACGGGAUCUUUGACGGGGUCCAUGACCAGAGCGAGGUGCAGAGUGGUGAGGAGGAAGAUAAAUUGAACAUUUCCUCUAUGUCCAUCCUGGCCCCCUUCUCUGAGACUGUGGCUUCUGUGGUCAAGAGCCCAGUGAGGAAGAUGAUGGUCAGUUACAGCGCAAAGCUGGAAAAAAAACUACAAGCAUACAAAAAUAUUUCAGCCAUUUAAUGUCUUGGAUGUACAACUGUGUUUUAAUGCAAGCUUGUCAUAUGUUAAUUGCGCCCAUUGACUAGAUAUAAUGUUAUGGCCAAUUGUAUUUUUUUUGGGAUAACCUAAUUACUUUUUCAUGUAUAUCCCUACCCAGACGUCAACCCCAGCCAGUUCGUUCAACGCUAAGAGCCAGACUCCUGACAGUGUUUCCAGACCCAGUAAGUUCCAGAGGGCUCACAUGCUCCGGGCCGGGUCAUCAGACAGCCUAGAAGAGACAGACGAACAUGAUGGCCACAACCUGCCCUACAGGUAACCAAUCAAUCAAAUUGAUUUAUAAAGCCCUUUUUACAUCAGCAGAUGUCACAAAGUGCUAUACAGAAACCCAGCCUAAAACCCCAAACAGCAAGCAAUGCAGAUGUAGAAGCACGGUGGCUAGGAAAAACUCCCUAGAAAGGCAGAAACCUAGAGGAACCAGGCUCUGAGGGGUCGCCAGUCCCCUUCUGGCUGUGCUUACAUUUACAUUUUCGUCAUUUAGCAGACGCUCUUAUCCAGAGCGACUUACAAAUUGGUGCAUUCACCUUAUGAUAGCCAGUGGGACAACCACUUUACAAUAUUUUUUAUAUAUCUAUUUUUGGGGGUGGGGGGGCGUUAGGUAAGGGUGGGUAGAAGGAUUACUUUAUACUAUCCCAGGUAUUCCUUAAAGAGGUAGGGUUUCAAGUGUCUCCGGAAGGUGGUGAGUGACUCCGCUGUCCUGGCGUCGUGAGGGAGCUUGUUCCACCAUUGGGGUGCCAGAGCAGCGAACCGUUUUGACUGGGCUGAGCGGGAACUGUGCUUCCGCAGAGGUAGGGGGGCCAGCAGGCCAGAGGUAGAUGAACGCAAUGCCCUCGUUUGGGUGUAGGGACUGAUCAGAGCCUGAAGGUACGGCGGUGCCGUUCCCCUCACAGCUCCGUAGGCAAGCACCAUGGUCUUGUAGCAGAUGCGAGCUUCAACUGGAAGCCAGUGGAGUGUGCGGAGGAGCGGGGUGGCGUGAGAGAACUUGGGAAGGUUGAACACCAGAAGGGCUGCGGCGUUCUGGAUGAGUUGUAGGGGUUUAAUGGCACAGGCAGGGAGCCCAGCCAACAGCGAGUUGCAGUAAUCCAGACGGGAGAUGACAAGUCCCUGGAUUAGGACCUGUGCCGCUUCCUGUGUAAGGCAGGGUCGUACUCUGCGAAUGUUGUAGAGCAUGACCAUGUGCUGGGUGGAGAUUAUAACAGUACAUGGCCAUUAAGGCCAGAUUUUUCUCCAAGAUGUUCAAAAGUUCAUAGAUGACCAGCAGGGUCAAAUAAUAAUCACAGUGGUUGUAGGGGUUGCAACAGGUCAGUACAUCAGGAGUAAAUGUCACUUGGCUUUUCAUAGCCGGACAUUUAGAGGUUGAAAUAGCAGGUGCAGUAGAGAGAGAGAGUUGAAAACAGUAGGUCUGGGACAAGGUAGCACGUCCGGUGAACAGGUCAGGGUUCCAUAGCCGCAGGCAGGAGAGUUGAAACUGGAGCAGCAGCAUGACCAGGUGGACUGGGGACAGCAAGGAGUCAUCAGGCCAGGUAGUCCUGAGGCAUGGUCCUAGGGCUCAGGUCCUCCGGGAGGGGGAAAUAAAGAAUUAGAGGGAGUAUACUUAAAUUCAUACCGGAUAAGACAGGAGAAUAACACCAGAUAUAACAGACUGACCCUAGCCCCCCGGCACAUAGACUAUUGCAGCAUAGAUACUGGAGGCUGAGACAGGGGGUCGGGAGACGCUGUGGCCCUGUCCGGACAGGGCCAACCAGGCAGGAUAUAACCCCACCCACUUUGCCAAAGCACAGCCCCCACACCACCAGAGGGAUAUCAACAGACCACCAACCUACUACCCUGAGACAAGGCUGAGUAUAGCCCACGAUGAUCUCCUCCACUACACGAGCCCGAGGUGGCGACAAACCGAACAGGAAGAUCACGUCAGUGAUUCAACCCACUCAAGUGACGCACCCCUCCUGGAGACUGCAUGGAAAGCACCAGUAAGCCUGUGACUCAGCACCCUUAAUAGGGUCAGAGGCAGAUAAUCCCAAUGGAGAGAUGGGAACCGGCCAGGCAGAGACAGCAAGGGCGGUUCGUCGCUCCAGUCCGUUCACCUUCGCACCCCUGGGCCAGACUACACUCAAUCAUAGGACCUACUGAAGAGAUGAGUCUUCAGUAAAGAAGAGACCGAGUCUCUCUCACAUGGAUAGGCAGACCAUUCCAUAAAAAUGGAGCUCUAUAGGAGGAAGCCCUGCCUCCAGCUGUUUGCUUAGAAAUUCUAGGGACAAUAAGGAGGCCUGUGUCUUGUGACCGUAGCGUACGUGUAGGUAUGUACGGCAGGACCAAAUCGGAGAGAUGGGUAGGAGCAAGCCCAUGUAAUGCUUUGUAGGUUAGCAGUAAAACCUAGCACUGGAGUAAUAUGAUAAUUUUCUGGGGUUCUAGUCAAGAUUCUAGCAGCCGUGUUUAGCACUAACUGAAGUUUAUUUAGUGCUUUAGCCGGAGAGUAGAGCAUUGCGGUAGUCUAAUCUAGAAGUGACAAAAGCAUGGAUUAGCUUUUUGAGUUAAGUUUCUGAUUUUUGCAAUGUUAUGAAGAUGGAAAAAGCGGUCCUUUAAAUGUUCUUGAUAUGUUCGUCAAAAGAGGGAUCAGGCUCCAGAGUAACGACCAAGGUCCUUCAGUUAUUAAAUUUUUUUUGGAGACUCAUCAAGAUUUAUUGUCAGAUCCAACAAAAGAUCUCUUUGUUUCUUGUGACCUAAAACUAGCAUCUCUGUUUUGUCCGAGUUUAAAAGUAACACAUUUGCCGCCAUCCACUUCCUUAUGUCUGAAACACAGGCUUCCAGGGUAGACAAUUUUGGGGCUUCAACAUGUUUCAUCAAUGUACAGCUGCGUGUCGUCCACAUAGCAAUGAAAGUUAACAUUGUUUCCAAAUGACAUCACCGAGAGGUAAAAUGUAUAGUGAAAACAAUAGUGGUCCAAAAACGGAACCUUGAAGAACACCGAAACUUACAGUUGAUUUGUCAGAGGAUAAACCAUCCACAGAGACUAACUGAAUCUUUUCGACAGAUAAGAUCUAAACUAGGCAAGAACUUGUCCGUGUAGACAAUUAAGGUUUCCAAUCUCUCCAAAAGAAUGUGUUGAUUGAUGGUGUCAAAAGCAGCACUUACGCUUCGAACACACCGACUGCGUCAUUGCGUUUUGGUACACCAGAAGUACAUUAAUUUCCAAUGGAAAGCUGUGUUUGCCUUGCAGCAUUGCGUUGCAGGGGCAGUUGCAGUGCGUUGUGUGUGUGUGUGGUGCAUACGUUGGAUUUAUCAAAUGUAUGCGGCAAACUGUAUGCGUACAGUUGACAGAAAUGGUAGCAGAAGGUGAAUGUUGAACUUUUGUUGCCCACAUCUAGAUGAUGCUGCAUACUAUUUUGCGCAAUGACUCAGUCGGUGUGUUCAUAGCGUAAGGUCUAGGAGCACGAGGACAGAUGCAGAGCCUUGGUCUGACGCCAUUUAAAAGGUAAUUUACCACCUUCACGAGUGCAGUCUCAGUGCUAUGAUGGCGUCUAAAACCUGACUAAAGCGUUUCGUAAACAUUAUUUGUCUUCAGGAAGGCAGUGAGUUGCUGCACAACAGCUCUUUCAAAAAAUUGGAGGAAUGGGAGACUUGAUAUAGGCUGAUAGUGUUUUACAUUUCUGGGUCAAGGUUUGGCUUUUUCAAGAGAGGCUUUAUUAAUGCCACUUUUAGUGAGUGUUACACAUCCAGUGGAAGCCAUUUAUGUUCAACAUAGGAGGGCCAAGCACAUGAAGUAGCUCUUUCAGUAGUUUAGUUGGAAUAGGGUCCAGUAUGCAGCUUGACGGUUGAGGCAAUGACUAUUUUCAUGAAUGUGUCGAUAUAGGAUAAAAAAAACUUGAGUGUCUCCAUUGAUCCUAGGUCCUGGCAGUUUUGUGCUGACUCAGGACAACUGAGCUUUGGAGAAAUAUGCAGAUUCAAAGAGGAGUCUGUAAUUUGCUUUCUAAUGAUCAUGAUCUUUUCGUCGAAGAAGUUCAUGAAUUCAUCACUGCUGAAGUGAAAGGCAUCCUCUCUUGGGGAAUGCUGCUUUUUAGUUAGCUUUGCGACAGUAUCAAAUAUACAUUUUUGAUUGUUCUUAUUCUUCUCAAUUAGGUUGGGAAAAAUAGGAUGAUCGAGCAGCAGUGAGGGCUCUAUGAUAUUGCACUGUACUUUAUUUCCAAGCUAGUAGGAAGACUUCCAGUUUGGUGGAAAGCCAUUUUCGUUCCAAUUGUCUGGAAGCUUGCUUCAGGGCUCUGGUAUUUUCUGUAUACCAGGGAGCUAGUUUCUUGUGCCAAAUGUUUUUUGUUUUUAGGGGUGCAACUGCAUCUAGGGUAUUACGCAAGGUUAAAUUUAGAUCCUCGGUUAGGUCGUUAACUGAUUUUUGUACUCCGACGUCCUUGAGUAGGUGAGGUGGAGGGAGUCUGGAAGGACCUCUAGGAAUCUUUGGGUUGUCAGAGAAUUUAUAGCACAGCCUUUGAUGAUCCUUGGUUGGGGUCUGAGCAGAUAAUUUGUUGCGAUUGCAAAUGUAAUAAGAUGGUGGUCCGAUAGUCCAGUAUUAUGAGGAAAAACAUUUUGAGCCACUAUUUAUUCCAUGAGACAAAACUAGAUCCAGGGUAUGACUGGCAAUGAGUAGGUCCGGAGACAUGUUGGACAAAACCUACUGAGUCGAUGAUGGCUACGUAAGCUUUUUGGAGUGGGUCUGUGGACUUUUCCAUGUGAAUAUUAAAGUCACCCAAAAUUAGAAUAUCUGCCAUGACUACAAGGUCCAAUAGGAAUUCCGGGAACUCAGUGAGGAACUCUGAAUACGGCCCAGGAGGCCUGUAAACAGUAGCUAUAAAAAGUGAUUGAGUAGGCUGCAUAGAUUUCAUGACUAGAAGCUCAGAAGACGAAAAUGCAGUAAUGUUGGGGCGGGGUAAAUUGAAAUUUGCUGUCGUAAAUGUUAGCAACACCUCCGCCUUUGCGGUAUGCAUGGGGGAUGUGGUCACUAGUGUAACUAGGAGGAGAGGCCUCAUUUAACACAGUAAAUUCAUCAGGCUUAAGCCAUGUUUCAGUCAGGCCAAUCACAUCAAGAUUAUGAUCAGUGAUUAGUUCAUUGACCAUAACUGCCUUGGAAGUGAGGGAUCUAACAUUAAGUAGCCGUAUUUUGAGAUGUGAGAUAUCACAAUCUCUUUCAAUAAUGACAGGACUGGAGGAGGUCUUUAUUCCAGUGAGAUUGCUAAGGCAAACACUGCCAUGUUUAGUUUUGCUCAACCUAGAUCGACGCACAGACACGGUCUCAAUGGGGAUAGUUGAGCUGACUACACUGACUGUGCUAGUGGCAGACUCCACUAUGCUGGCAUGCUGGCUAUCAGCCACUAACCAGGUAAAGCCACAUACCCAAACUGGUGCCUUACUGAAUUCAUGGUAUCUGUAAUGUAACUGGCUGAGCUUCACCACUUCAACUGAUACACCAACAACUUUUCUAUUUGACAUUUAGUUUCACUGAGUUCAAGAUGCAACUAGUCACGAUACUUAGGUGCUGAUAUGAAUCGAUAGUAUUGCGAUACUCACGAUUCUAUAUGUAUUGCGAUUUGAUGUUCCAAACAUACUGCUCACUAUGUCUGCUGCGGAGAGACGAGAGAGCAUGAGAACUCGUUUUCAUCAGUCUGAAAUAAAAGCAUUGAACAUGUUGGCUCACUAUUUAAAAAGAAGCUGGAGAACAAGCUAUAGGAUAAAAAUACAGGCGUUUUGCCGCAGGUACAGCCUACUAACGCUACCUACAGUAGCAAAUUUGUUUUAAUAUUUCUGUCUUCAAAUCGAUACUUGGACUGAAAUAUUGAUAUAAUAUCGUCCAAAAAUAAUAUUGCCAUAUUGAACUAUCGGUUUUCCCCCCACCCCCAUCACUAGAUACAACCUCUAACUAUUUUCUUAGUUCAUCCAGACCCUUGUAUCCAAUUAACACCAUUUUGAUACUCAUUUUUUUUACGGAAGCAAAGCAUCCCUCCAUGUUCACUCUUUCCAUACAAGCAUUUCGCUACACCCGCAAUAACGUUUUCCUUUCUCUUCUAGUAUUGAUGCGUACAGGUCGACCAGGAUCAAGGAUAGUACGGAGAGGCCUCGUGUGAAGCAGGUCAUCGUGAGGAAGGAGGAGAUGUCUCGUAGAGCAGCAGAGGAACCCAGGAGCCAAGGACACACCAGCAUCAAACAGAAGAUGAAGGUAAAGGCACGGACAGACCGGUAGGAUUGUUGAGCGUCUGUCGGCCGAGAGUACUUAGCACCUCUGAACAGAGUGCCGGCUGUAAUUUGCAAACUGAUUCCACAUGUAGAAACGGACAAUGGUCCCUAUAACACACCGCGCUGACAGCGAACGAAUGGCCCCAUACUGUGCAGACUGACAGUCGCUCUGGAUAGAAGCUGGCUCGGUAACACAAUGCCAGAAGAAGAACAACUUACUUCAGAGGUGACCCUGUCAUACUGUUAGGAAUAGUAAGGGAUCUAGUAGUAGUAGAGGGUAUAAUAUCUCAGACUCUACAAAAACCAGACUUCAUAGAAUCAAGUGUAAGUGCUCUGAGUGCAAAAUAUAUUACCUCUUUCCCCUUCAUUCCAUGUAGGUUCUUCUGACCACUGAUGUUGAUUUCCUCAUUCCAUGUGACCAGUGAUGUCUUCUUUCUGAUUCCUUGUAGGUUCUGACAAAUGAGAUGAACCUGCAGCAGACCGUGAUCAGCCAGGCCAGCCAAGCUCUGAACUGCUGUACUGAUGAGGAGCAUGGGAAAGGCUCGCAGGUGGAGGCAGAGGCUGAGAGGCUGCUGCUUAUAGCCAGUGAGUUUCUCUUCCACCUCGACAACAUGGGUGCACACACUGACCGCCAAUCCCAAUUUGCGCCAUACCCCUUGGGACCGGCUGUGAUAUCUUGAGAUUAUUGACAUUUCGCAUAAACAUUGCAUUGUUUUCUUCAGUCUUUUCUUACAUGUAUUUUUCUUGUCUCCCUCCAGCGGAGAAGCGGGGGGCUCUGAAGGUGGAGCUAGACCGUCUGAAGGGAGAGGGUCCUAGUGGUCAGAGGAGGGGGCAGGGUGGGGACAUGGGGGUUACAGCCUCCAAGGGAUCCAUCUCCCUCCUGGAGCUACGACUGCCCCUCAAAGCUGACUUCGUCUGCUCCACUGCUAACAAUCCAGGUAGAGACCCAACAAUUGUUACUUGAUUAUCUCUUCUUUUUUUUACUAAUGUUUUGUAGUGUGUAAUGUGCCUGCGACCAAAUUGCCUUUCGUGGACAAAGUUCUAUUGAACUCCUGUUUCCCACAUUGUACUGUCAAAAACCAGAUACAAAUGUACAUUUCUCAAUCCAAUUGUAAUAUACGUUUACAUUUUAGUCAUUUAGCAGACGCUCUUAUCCAGAGCGACUUACAGUUAGUGAGUGCAUACAUUUUCAUACUGGCCCCCCCGUGGGAAACGAACCCACAACCCUGGUGUUGCAAGCGCCAUGCUCUACCAACUGAGCUACAUGUAUAGUGUGUUAGACUGAAGUCAUUACGUUUUCCACUUUAUAACUGUGUUUAUUCCAGAGUCGUCAAGCCAUUACUUCUUCAUCAUGAUCCGUGCUGGAGCUGAGAAUACAGUUGCUACUCCCCUGGCCAGCACACGUAGCGCUAUCAGUGGAGACGCAAUCACCUUCUCUACCAAGUUCACCAUGUCAGUUAAUUACAGAUUCUCUCUCUGAAAUUCUGUAGAAUAGAACCACUGUCAUGCAUGCAUGUCAUUCCCCAUACAUGUUCUAAUGCCUUUCUCUGUCUGUCUUCCAUUUUAGGCCUGAUGUCUCUAACGACUUCGCAAUUGAUAUUGAGGUUUACUGCCUGGUGAGUUCUUGCUGCUUUUGGCAAAUGCAGAUGUUAUUGUUUGAGGAGGACUGACUUCUUUGAGCUGAGAUAUUACUCUAACCAUGUUUAUUUCUUCAGGUGCAGAAGCGUGAGUUGAACCCUGACAAGAGGAAGAAGCCCAGCAAGUCAAAGGUAGUUAGAUUUUCUCAAAUGUGCCAAAACAAACUACAAAUCAGUUUAUUGAAUGUUGGAACUGAGCAUAGUCUUGUAUCUUGGCAGCUAGUUUCUGCUUGAAUACACUGCGAUUCCUGUGCAUCAGAAUAUGCAUUUAGAGCAGGGGUGUCAAACUCAUUUUAGCUCAGGGGCCACAUGGAGGAAAAUCUAUUCCCAAGAGGGCCGGACCGGAAAAAUCAUGGUGUAUAUAUAUAUAACUUAAAAACAACAACUUCAGAUUGUUUUCUUUCUUUUAAUACGAUCAACAUACAACAUAAAGCUGGAGCCUGAGGACAGUGUGUCCAAAAUAGUACAAGCACAACAUCACUAUUAAUCAUAAAACACGUCAAGUUUAUUUGAAAAUUAUAAAGAAAAAGAACGUAAACACACAAUGCCUCAGUGAUUAACAGAACUGUUUCACAGAUCACAGAACUAUAUCAGGGUGUCAUUUCUCAGGCAGAAAUGUAGAUAAAAAUAAUGAAAUCCUGUUCCCCAAACAAGUGCAAGAACCACAGAGUCAAGAAUAGGUUAAAUAUACAAAUAAAAUAAAAUCAAUUAAAAACAAUAGCACAUCAACAUAAAAACAUAUAAACAUAAAUCUGAAAGCGUUGCUCAAACUCCCGUAACAGUCCCGUUAUUUUAUCUUUGAACCGCUUCAUGUCUGCCACAUGUUGGGUCGCGCACACAUUUUUCAGACAGGGGAAGUGAGCUGCAUCACCACCGGCAAGUUGCGUCUCCCACAAUGACAGCUUCAACUUGAAAGAACGUAUGCUGUCAUAAUACUGCGUGACAACUUUGUUGCGCCCUUGCAGAUGUUUGUUCAAGUUAUUCAGGUGCUCUGUAACAUCCACCAUAAAUGCAAGGUCCUGCAUCCAUUCUGCGGAAUGAAAUUCUAACACUGGUUUGCCCUUUUCUUCCAUGAACUGUUCAAUUUGUUCUCGUAAAUUAAAGAAACGCCUCAGCACCUCGGCUUAACCAUCUUACCUCAGUGUGGUAUGGCAGGCCAUAGAUGUGGUCUUUCUCUCUGAGAAGGCUGUCAAACUGACGGUGAUUCAGGCUUCUGGAUUGGAUGAAAUUAACAGUUUGGAUGACCACCUUCAUGACGUUAUCCAUCUUUAAUGACUUGCAACACAAAGCCUCCUGGUGCAAAAUACAGUGAAAAGUCAAAAAAUCACGUCCUCCAUUUGCAGAUUGCACUUUCUCUCUGAACUUUGUCACAACGCCUGCUUUUUUCCCGAUCAUUGAGGGCGUACCAUCUGUAGCCAGGCUGACAGCGCGGGACCAGUCCACUCCGACCCUGUCCAGCGCGCCGACGAGUGCGGUAAAAAUAUCAGCUGCUGUCGUUGUAUCUGUCAUCGGCACCAACUCCACGAACUCCUCGGUGACGGUCAAUGUGUCAUCAACUCCGCGGAUGAAAAUGGCCAGUUGUGCAACAUCUGUAAUGUCCGUGCUUUCAUCAAUUGCAACCGAAAACGCAAUAAAUGACUUUACUUUUUGCUUCAACUGGCUGUCCAAACCCACUGAAAGAUCGGAAAUCCUGUCUGCAACUGUGUUUCUUGUCAGGCUGAUAUUUGCAAAAGCCUGCCGCUUUUCAGGGCACACAAUCUCCGCUGCCUUCAUCAUGCAUGUUUUUACAAAUUCACCCUCACUAAAUGGUUUUGAAGCCACUGCGAUUUCAUUAGCAAUGAGGUAGCUAGCUUUCACUGCAGCGUCACUGUCUCGGCUGUGAGUAAACACAGACUGCUGUUUCUUCAGACCCGCCAACAGUUCAUUCACCUUCUCUCAUCUCCGCUGUCCUUGAAAGUUGUCAUAUUUGUCGGCAUGAAGACUCACAUAGUGGCGACGAAGGUUAUAUUCUUUCAGCAUAAAUAGGAUGACCAUUUUUCUUGGAACACUCUGCACUCUGCGUCCACUUUUCUCUUUUUUGACAGAGACAUAUUGGGGCAAUGAGGGUGCCAAAGCACAUAAUGUUAAAAGUAGAAGCCGUAAUAAAUAUCGCGGGCAAAACAAAGUAGCUCAUUGGCUGCAUGUGCUUGACCUACUUGCUCUGCCCCGGUAUAAACAGUUUGCUUGCUUAACACAAUUGCUAUUGCGCCAUCCAGUGGACGCAAUUGGAACAGCAGUUUAUUUUAUUGAAAAAUUGCAGCGCAUUUUUAUACUUUACAAAAUUAUUAUUAUUUAUUUUUUCAAAAUCAUCUCGCGGGCCGGAUUAAACCCGUUUGCGGGCCUGAUCCGGCCCGCGGGCCGGACGUUUGACACCCCUGAUUUAGAGCAUUGCAUUUAGAGCUAUUUUCAAACAACGUCCCGUCUCUAAGAUGAGAUGGUGUGUGUUCAGAUGCUCCGGAGGCAUGUUCAUGAGGCCCUUGAGUUGUGCUUGUCGGUAUGGACUGAUUUUAAAACCCUACUCACCUUUUGGUGUGGGUGUACUGUAAUGUUACUACUCGGUAGUAGAACACAGCUAACACUAGGCCUACCAGGCCCUGGGCCUACUGCUGCCAUCACACACAUUAGGCUUUCAGGCUCCACUUCUUUUCAUUCCAACACAUGGUGAAAGGUCCCUUGUUGUAGGAUGGAAGGCUUUGUUCACAGCUCACAAUGGCAUAGUUGGCUUAGUCAGUGAUUUGAGUUAACCAUUCAUUCACUUGUCUGUGUCCCGACGUAACCUCUACUGAAACUGAAUCACUGUUUCUCUUUCUAGGCCAUCACUCCCAAGAGGUUCCUCGCCAUUACUGUAAGCUUUCAAUCUUACCAACCUCUAAUACAGAUAGUACUGCCUUGUGGUCAUAUGCAGAAUGUUUGAACACUUACCGUAUCUGUUCAGGGGGAUUGGUAGGAAUGAUUGCCUCAUGGAAAAUGUAGAAUUGCAUCAGUGAAUGCAUUAUAGUAAUAUUCUGUUACUGUGUAGGUUAUGCUGUCACAAAAAAAUUAAAAAUAUAUAUGUUGUAUGCACAGUCAGCGAUCUUGAAAAUGAUUCUAAACAUGCCUCCUCUUUCUAACUUCUCUCUCUCUCUAUUUGCCCCUGUAGAAGAGCAGUCUGACUCCAGGUAAGGAUACUUCUUCGGUUGAUGAAUUUGGACCCUGAUGUCUUGCGGUGCUUGUUUAAAUAACUCUGCUGCUAGUGGAUAUUUUUAUGAAGGUUUUACUUGCAGUUAUUGUGAUGUGUGGUUCUGUCUCACCUACUUAAGUUGAACUGACUUAUUAAUGUUGCAAGUCUCUGGAUGAUGAUGAUGUCUGCUUAAAUUACAAACAAAUUGCUAAAACAUCCUCCUAAUGCUCUUUGCAGUGGUGGCCAGUCCUGGGGGCCCUAAUGCAGUCCGCACCAGUAACUUUGUCCUGGUCGGGUCUCACAAGCUAAUGCUAGCCUCUAUUGGGAAAAACAAGUUCUCAUUGGAGAAGGUAAAAUCUGAAGACUUUUGUUACAUAAAAAAAAAAAAAAAUUAUUGAAAUGUUCUAACUCCAUUUUGCUUUCACUGUUGUACAAUGCAUUAACUUCCAUUAUAUCCUGAAUUCACCCUCUAUUUCCACUUUGGCUGUAUCUCUGCACACAAUGCCAGCUAAUGUCCAGGGUAAUCAUAGGGGAGGGGGUAACAUUUGUAGAGUUUAGAACUGAUAGUUGGCAGAGCAGGGAGACAGGCCUCCCAAUCUGACAGUGUUCUUUGUUCUCCCACCUGCACGGUCUGCGUGCUACCUACCAGCCUCUGACACGUAUUCACUCACACUCCUUGUUUCUCUCUUUUAGAUCAAAUAUGAAGGCAUUGAGAGAGAGCUUCUCAGAGACAUGUUUCACAGCAAGGUUGCUAAUUGAUCCACAACCACUUUUAAUAUUUUGGGAUUUGUGUGUGGUGGUUUGUGAUAAGAUAAUGUGGUUCUGUUGUGGCACCAACUAACAUUUCUAACCUCAAUCUACAAGUUAGUUGGUAUUGUCGUAAGGAAAAUAAGUUGUCCUGGAUAUCUUUUGUAUGUUGCACAGUUAAUGUAUCUCACCAUCCAUCCAAUGUAAUCUUCCCUACGAGAAGACAAGUCUUGCGUUUCAGUCUAAAGCCUGAUUAACACAAUCGGUCCUGUCACCCGAUGGAAGCGUUUUGUGGAGGUGUUGGUAGUCUUUCAGCUGAGGCCUGUGUUACAACAUGUCCUGUGUAAUCUGUAGGUGCCUUUCCUGUGCCCCUUGGAGGGACACAUCUACCUGAAGAUGCAGUGUGAGGUGGGCUCCUUGGUGGAGGAGAGAGGCUUCUUGGUGAGUACACACUGUCUUUGAACUGUGUCCCCUGCGCACCGCAAGACUGUUGGCCUGCUGAGCUAAAGCCUAUCAAUGUAUUUAUAAAUCCCUUUUUACACAGCAAUUGCCAGUGUGUUUACAGGAACCCUGCUUAGACCACAAAGAGCAAGCAGAAGUAGAGACAAAGCCUAGGCAUUCACGUCUUCAUGUCUCAGUCAAGGUUUAUUACACAAGCGGUUUCAAUAGCCUAAUCAACAUCCUUCUGUUUUUCAGACGAUGUUUGAGGAUGUGAGUGGGUUCGGAGCGUGGCACAGGAGAUGGUGUGUCCUGUCAGGAUACUGUAUCUCCUACUGGACCUACCCUGAUGAUGAGAAACGCAAGGUAAGAGAGGACGUGGAAGCCAACCUGCCUUCGAUCACUAUUAUUGGAGCCUUUAGUCUUGAAUAAUAAGCCCUGUGAGCCUCAUUUUGCAAUACCAUAGGACUCCAGUGGAAAUGAGACUUCAGUCUUUGUGUUAAUUCUUGAUAGUUUUAAUGUACCAGUAUGCCAAUUCAUGUUUCCUCCAAUUAGAGUAGCUUUUUAUGUAUUUUAAUUGUCAAUCAAUUUCUCUGGACGGAUCCAUGUCUUUCUAGAACCCAAUGGGUCGCAUCAACUUGGCCAACUGCACCAGUCGUAAGGUGGAGCCAGCCAACAGGGAGUUCUGUGCCCGGCCCAACACCUUUGAGCUGAUCACUGUCCGGCCUCAGCGAGAGAAUGACAGAGAGACGCUCGUCAGCCAGUGUAAAAACACAAUGUGUGUCACCAAGUAAGUCACUGGUCGAAGUUGCCAUAGUACGCUGUGUUUUGUAGGCAAAUACCUUGUGUGGAGCAAUUGUUUGCAGUCAUGAAGUAUGAUUGCUGAUUUUAUUACAUUUAAUGCACUGGAGCCCAAGUUUUCUAUUUUUUGCACUCUUCUCCCUGAAGUGAGCACUUAUUUACUCCCCCCUCAAAGGUUUUAAAACCAUUGGAUUGGUGUUUGCAGUGUCUAGUGUUAACAUAUUUCUUAAACCAAUCCAAUGCCUUCAAAUCCUUCAAGUGUGAACGAGUGCACACUUCAGGAAGAAGGAAACUGAAUUGGACUUGGGUCUCCAGUCCAGUAUACUGAAACGCAUGACAUGACUCUUUACGUGUACCUGCAGGAACUGGCUGUGUGCCGACACCAAGGACGAGAGGAACCUGUGGAUGCAGAAGCUCAACCAGAUCCUAGUGGACUUGCGCAUGUGGCAGCCAGAUUCCUGCUACAGGCCUGUGUGA